AUGCGCCGUGAGCAUUUACACAUUACAACUCUCGACACUGAACUACAACUCAUGGCUGCAACUCAGAAACUCUACCCACGAGGUACAGUAAAGCGCAUUGUGAAAGCUCACUCCAAUCGGAGUGUGAGCAAGAAUGCCGACAUCCUGAUCUUCUUGGACUACAUGCUAUUUGUGCAAGAAUUAAUGCGCGAAGCAUCGAUUCGGUCGCGGAAAUCUGGCGAGAAGAAUAUCUCCGCCAACACGGUGCGCAAGGUUACUGAGAAAACACUGCGCAAGUUCCAGGGAUAG
Messenger RNA from Penicillium soppii, 288 nucleotides. RefSeq lists its product as uncharacterized. Gene Ontology annotation, molecular function: protein heterodimerization activity. The transcript is spliced from 4 exons. Lineage: Eukaryota; Fungi; Ascomycota; Eurotiomycetes; Eurotiales; Aspergillaceae. Bases 1 to 288 code for a protein of 95 amino acids. Gene Ontology annotation, cellular component: kinetochore; nucleoplasm. Gene Ontology annotation, biological process: kinetochore assembly; chromosome segregation; mitotic cell cycle. The record is from RefSeq and is a predicted model, not a curated record.